AAUCUCAGCAGAAUGGGGCUAGGGUUUUUGCAGUUCCGCACUAUAAAAACGCUUUCAUCCCUCUUACUACACUACUCAGAUCUUCCUAAACCCUAAAACUAUUCAGGAGGUUUAUCAUUGGUACUUUAAGAAAAUCUCGAAAAGCUCCAUUUAUUUUUCAAGAUGAGCAAGCCAAUGGAGGAAGAUGUUGUUAAGAAUGAGGAAGAGGAAUUUAACACUGGACCACUUUCUGUGCUGAUGAUGAGUGUUAAAAACAACACACAGGUCCUUAUUAAUUGUCGGAAUAACAAAAAGCUGUUGGGUCGUGUCAGAGCAUUUGAUCGGCACUGCAACAUGGUUCUUGAAAAUGUCAGGGAAAUGUGGACUGAGGUACCAAAAACUGGGAAAGGAAAGAAAAAAGCCCAUCCAGUUAACAAGGACAGAUUCAUCAGUAAGAUGUUUCUUCGUGGAGACUCUGUAAUCAUUGUUCUUAGGAAUCCUAAGUGAGGUAUAUCUGUACUGUUGGACUUAAUCAUGUAUUGUGUAUUCAACCCCAUAAUAUCUCACCUGCAGCUAAUUUGGUUUAAAUGCCCCCUCCAUCUUCAAACAAUGAGGCCUAGACCCUAGUUAGUUCAUGAUGCGGCAUCUGCCUUAGUUAAAUGAGGGAAGAAGAGUUAUCCUAUUAGGCUAUUACCCUUACCGGAGCUUUACCAUGUUUGUAUGGUACUGAUUUGUAAAUUUGAUGAUUUAUGACAGGAUUAUUUUGUCAUUGUCAUUAUUAACAGUGAGUUUUCUUUUAAAUUUCAAACGAUGAUGAGAAAUUAUGAAAUGAAAAAAAAUUAGAGUUUACUAUAAAGCCACUAAUCUUCUGUUGUGCCUUUUGUUGCCAGCUCUAGAAUUAUCAUAUUGUGAACUAUCAAAUUUUUUAUUGUAUGUCUUAGUGCAAUAUGGAUUGUUUAACUAAUCUAGGAUUGUACUAUUUGAAGAUUCUGUUCUGAAUAUAGAAUUUAUCGACUAUGGCCCAAACUCGUUUUUUCUCAAAUCAGAAUUAGUAUGCCGCACCUGGGCAUCUCAGUCCAGCCUUGCACUUAAUGCAAAUGAUCAACUAGCCCAAUGACAAAAUCCAUGAAGGCUGUGAAGGUGCACACUGCAACUGCUGCUGGCAGUAUCUACACUAGCAUAUAUACACCCUGUAAGGCCAAGACCACAGUUUAUCAAGAGUAGGAUUAUGAUGAUACACUAUCUAGUGUAGGAUUAUAAUGAUUUUGUCAAAAACAAUUCGUAAACCUGUUCGGGUGUUCAUGGCUUGUUUGAGUCGACAGCAGAAAAUGUCAGUGACCUAAUUGCGUAUCCAGUCAUCUCUAGACCUUAUUGUGAA
Molecule: messenger RNA, 1357 nt
Organism: Quercus lobata
Lineage: Eukaryota; Viridiplantae; Streptophyta; Magnoliopsida; Fagales; Fagaceae
Product: small nuclear ribonucleoprotein Sm D2-like
Exons: 6
Coding region: 163-486 (107 amino acids)
Biological process (GO): RNA splicing
Cellular component (GO): small nuclear ribonucleoprotein complex
Molecular function (GO): RNA binding
Source: RefSeq, a predicted model, not a curated record